Messenger RNA from Liolophura sinensis, 6750 nucleotides. RefSeq names its product protein jagged-1-like. Bases 266 to 3934 code for a protein of 1222 amino acids. Lineage: Eukaryota; Metazoa; Mollusca; Polyplacophora; Chitonida; Chitonidae. The transcript has 22 exons. The record is from RefSeq and is a predicted model, not a curated record. Gene Ontology annotation, cellular component: plasma membrane; protein-containing complex. Gene Ontology annotation, molecular function: calcium ion binding; Notch binding. Gene Ontology annotation, biological process: Notch signaling pathway; cell communication; multicellular organism development.
AGUUAAUGCGCGAAGGCUGCCGACGAACUGAAUUACGCCAGCGUAUAUAGCUUUAAUAGAUGGCUCAUGAAUUUUGCCAGCUCCGUCUUCUUUUUGUCAGCGGAUGAAAAUGUUACACUUAACUCAAAGUUCUUCGGAGAGUUCAGUUCGUAGUACAUGGGAAUGGUUGGUUUUACCGGCUUGUGCUCUGUCACACUUUUGAAGAUAAUCACAACUUUAAACUUUGGAGAGGAAACUUUCCUGUGGCAGUUUCUGAGAAAAAGCAAUGCUGUCACUUCAGUUUUGUGUGAUGGUUACGAUGUGGGGAGUUGUGAGGGCCUCUGGUCAUUUCGAGCUACAAAUCAUCAGUAUACAGAAUAGGCGUGGGGAAUUAGCCGACAGGAGCUGUUGUGAGGGAACAUCCCGUAACAAGGAAGGGGUGUGCACCCAGGAUUGUACUACCUAUGUUCGUGUAUGUUUGAAGGAAUACCAGGCCAGCCCCCACCCCGAUGGUCCCUGUACCUUAGGAAAUUUAUCGAGUGCCAUUCUGGGGGGUAAAUCGUUUACAUACCCGCUUAACAGCAAUGCGUCGAGACUUGAUAUACCAUUUGACUUCGCAUGGACCAGAUUCUACUCCUUGAUAUUACAAGCAUGGCACAAAGUGGAUGCAACCGACAACAAAAAUGACAGCCUGAUUGGAACUGUCACAAAGUCUGCCAUCAUUUUACCAAGUGAAGAGUGGCAGACAAUUGGUCCUGUUGGGCAAGGUACCAGCCUGGUGUUCAGGAUACGAGUGGUUUGUGACAACCAUUAUUAUAACACUACGUGUACCCAGUUUUGUCGUCCGCGUAAUGACCCUAUUGGUCACUACAGCUGUAAUUCCAUGGGAGAAAAAGUCUGCAUGAAGGGUUAUAUUGGCGAGCAUUGUGAAAGAGCAAGUUGUAAACCUGGUUGUCAUGAGACCCAUGGAUCCUGUAACAAGCCAGGAGAAUGCAGGUGUUCGUUUGGCUGGACAGGACCGCUGUGCGAUCAGUGUAUUAAGCACCCAGGAUGUGCCCAUGGCAGGUGUAUGGGUUCUCCAUGGACCUGUUACUGUGAACUCAACUGGGGAGGGAUCCUUUGUGAUAAAGAUUUGAACUACUGCCGUCACACCCCUUGUGCCAAUAAUGGGAUCUGCCAAAAUAUAGCCCCCAAUAAGUAUGCUUGUUCCUGCCCACCUGGAUACUCUGGUCCAAAUUGUGAAAUAGCAAAACAUGCGUGUUCGGGUACAAGUAAUCCAUGUCAUAAUGAGGGCACGUGUAUUGAGGUCAGCGGGGACUUUGUUUGUCAUUGUAAGCCUGGCUGGACUGGUCGCACCUGUAGUGACAGUAUAAACGAGUGUGAGUCAAACCCAUGUCAGCAUGGUGGGAGUUGUCUGGACAAGGUUAACGGCUACACAUGUCAGUGUACACCUGGAUGGCAGGGACCCCACUGUCAGCUGGAUGCAGAUGAGUGUCAUGGAAGCCCCUGCGUCAAUGCCUAUGCGUGUCAGAAUCUGGUUGGAGGUUACCUCUGUAAAUGUCAGGCAGGCUGGACUGGCAAGCUUUGUGAUAUUAACGUAAAUGACUGUUCAGGACAGUGUCAACAUGGCUCAACCUGUGUGGACCUGGUCAGUGGUUACAUGUGUGCCUGCCUGCCGGGUUACACAGGCAAGGACUGUGAGACCAACAUCGACGAGUGCAGUAGCAACCCGUGUCAAAAUGGCGGCCAGUGCCAUGACAUAGUCGCCGGUUACCAGUGUAUUUGUCACUAUGGUUACACAGGACAGAACUGUGAGAUCGACGUGGACCGAUGUAAUCCUAACCCCUGUAUGAUGGGGUCUACUUGUUUCAACCUGCCAGGGGACUACUUCUGUCACUGCAGGAAGGGGUAUGCGGGGAAGAAUUGCUCCCAGAGCAAGCCACUUUGUCAGACUGAGACAUGCCAAGAUAUAGACAGCUGUCUGACCUUUGUUGGGGCCAAUGAGACAGAUGGUCGGUUUGUUUCUUCUAAAGUGUGCGGUCAACACGGUACCUGUAUAAGUGAACCUGGGAGUCGGUACCACUGUAGCUGUGAUGCUGGGUACACAGGCAGCCAUUGUCACGAUAAUAUCAAUGACUGUGCAAGUGAGCCGUGUCACAACCAGGGGACCUGUAUAGAUAAGGUGUCCUCGUUCCAGUGUCUCUGUACAGAGGGCUGGGAAGGGCCUGUCUGUAACAUCAAUCAUGAUGACUGUAUUACCAAGCCCUGUAGGAAUGGAGGCGUGUGUACAGACCUGGUAGGAGAUUUCAGAUGCCAGUGUAAAGAUGAUUGGAAAGGAAAAACAUGUAGUCUGAGGACAUCUAACUGUGAUGGAGGCACCUGUGCUAACAAUGGUCGGUGCAUGGACCAGGGGAACACCUUUAUCUGUCACUGUGCUUCAGGAUGGACGGGCACCACAUGCCAGACACGCACAAACACAAGCUGUCACUCUGACCCAUGUGUUAACGGAGGGACCUGUGUGAACAGGGGAGAUAACUUUGCAUGUGUCUGUAAGGAGGGCUUUGAGGGGGAAACCUGUGAAAUUGACGUCAACAACUGUAACCCCUAUCCAUGUUAUAAUGGAGGUCGGUGCAUAGAUGAAGUGAACUGGUACAGAUGUGAAUGUGCUCCAGGAUUUGCUGGCCCGGAAUGUAGAAUAAAUAUUAACGAGUGUUUCUCCAACCCCUGUGCAUAUGGCAGUACCUGUAUAGAUGGGAUAGGAGAUUACAGGUGUGUCUGCCCACCAGGGAGAAAUGGCAGGAACUGUGGCACAGUUAUUGGUCAGACAUCAGCCCCUAAGCAAUGCAGUUUUAACAGACGCCUGUUCCCUGAAAACAGCACUUGGCAGCAUGGCUGCAACAGCUGUUCCUGUAGCAAUGGCCAAGUCACAUGUUCAAAGGUGUGGUGUGGCCCAAAGAACUGCCUCUACCACCCUAACCAGACAGAGCCAGUCUUCAGCUGUGGGGAGCAGGAGACUUGUGUAAUACAGACUGAGCAGACCUGCUUCACCCCACCGUGCCUCCCAUGGGGCCAGUGUCGCCCCAUGAAUCGUGUCACAGACCCUACACCUGCGGGAGUACAGACCACAUGUAUCCCUAACUCUGCCAAGCUCAGCAACAACUGUGCCAAGAUAACUCUUAUCUUUGACAAGUCAAAAAUGCCUGCAGGAGUUACUGUGGAGACUGUUUGCCGUAGCUUGAGGCAGCUUCCUGACAUCCAGAGGCUGGCCAGAGACAGAGCGUUGAUCAUUCUGUGUGAUGUUCAGGAUGGCCAUGUCAACUCGCUGGAGGUCACCGUGUCUGUGGACAGCCAUAGUUCCUCCUCAUCAGAGGAGAUGGUGAAGACGGCCGUGGGGGAGCUAGCCGAUGCCAUCAGUCAUAAAGCCAGUAAUAGUACAGCUCUUGCUGCAGUCAUGGAGGUCCGUGUGGAAACCACCUACAUCAACCAGCCAAAUAGUUCCGACUCCUCCUACCUGGUUCCUCUCAUCUGCAGCCUGAUUGGACUGAUCGGACUGCUGGCCAUUAUACUUACCAUAUUGAUGCACAACAGACAGCGACGCAAGUGCCGUGCGCGCAGAAUGGAAGCAGAAUACACCCAGCAAAAAACAAAUAACCAGAACGAAGAAAAUUUACGACGGUACAAAAACCCUUUGUUUGAAACGGACAAAGGUGGUGGAACAUCGUCACCCAAUGAUGUGCGAGAUUCUGUGGAGUUUUUUGACAUUGAUCUGCAAAAAUAUGAAAAAAGUCCACAGCGGACAAAUGUAGAGAGGACUGAAUUGUCCAAUGACUGGACAGAGCGCAGCCUCCCUACAAAAUCUGUUCGCAAAAAAGACAUCAAUAUUGAAAUUUCCCGAACUUUAACAGCAGCUGCAUCAUUUUCAUCGCUCUCAUCAGAAGGUGAAAUGAUAGUGUAGCCGUGGCCAUAGGCUUAACUCGUAGCUUCUCAACUCUCCUUGUGUGUGUGUCCCGUGCUGCCAUGUUAUCUGUCUGAAGAGAAGCAGAUGACAGACAUUUAUCAUCUGUAAGCUGUGAAUAAUGGAAGCAAAAACUUGUCACUGACUAAUCACACAAAUUAGGCAGUGAUCUUGAAAUUGUCAGUUAGACAGAAGUUUUCUUGAAAGGGUGACUGACCAAUCAGAAGACCUGAUAGUGUUGGUCAAAGAGAAUCCAUUUAAAUGACUCACUGACCAAUGAAAUGGAGUCUUUGAUACAUUGGUUUAUGGCUGCUACAGUUUGCAUGGUAAUAAGCUUGUUCUGUGUGCAUGUGCUGUGGUCACAGGGAAUGGCAAAGACAGUACAAAAAUGACAGUAUUUCAGAUGAUUGUAGGUCAGUGUAGUAGAAGUAGUUGUAUUUUUAUAAAAUAUUUUCAUCCAUUUUGUAAGCAUGGGUUGUAUAACCAGCAUAGAUUUUUGAUCAUCUUUUUUCACUGUUUCAUUAUACAUGUUUGUUUUCAUAACUUCAUUGACUAAGGUGUAUAUCUAGUCUAGUCAUGCUGAAUAUCAAUAGUUAACGGAUAUCAUUUGUAUGGAAACGAGGUGAAGUAUCAGUUGUCCAUGAUUCAGUCUCCAGGCAACUAUACUCUUCAAUUCCAACCCAUGUUGAAACAUUUAAGUCUAAUAUCCUACAAGAUACGACUGUCUUCACUCACAGGCUCACACAGAGUAGCUGCAGGCUCACACAAAAUAUCUGCAGACUCACACAGAGCAUCCAAAAAGUCUGAGAAAACAAAAUUCCUUGAAGUUAGUUUUGUGAACUUACUUACUUCUGUUAAAACCAGCAAAUUUUAUCGCUAUUUGUCAGUUGCUGACAGUUAAAAACAUGCAUAAAGAAAUCUGGGUGGAGACAUACAGUGAUGCUGAAGAGAUUCUUCUAAGACUUGAAGCCUAUGCCAAUUUUCUGAAACCCUGUUUGGGUAUGUUUCUUUGACAUAUUGUCGUUUAUGAGAAUUGUGAUCAGGCGUUUGAUUGCCUGUUUUUAACUGUGCUAAAAUGGAUAGGUUUAAUUGCUAAAUUCAGUAGGCAACAACUGUAAUUUAUGUUUUUAAUAACAUCUAUAUAACUGAAAAUCAAGGUAAUAAUUGGAAAUAAUUCUUCAUUGUUUCGUAUGGCAGUACAGCAUGAUGUUGUGUUUACUCUAAUGUUUUGUGAGCUGUCAUUGGGAAGAUUUUAUGUUACAAUCUCCAACCAUUUUCCAUCUGUGUACUUAACUCGGAUUCAACAGGGUCCAGGAAUAAUACAACAGGCAGCAGAUCACCAUAAAUGUCUUCAUGUCACUGCAUACAAUUGACACUUAGCAGAUUUAUAUCUUCAAUCAUUAUUUCCAAAUUUUGUCAAUUUUUAAUUGCAUGGAAGUGCCUUUGUGGCUGUUUAGCAUGGUUCACAUUCUGUGUCAUAUUAUAGCAUGAGUUAGACUUCAUACGUCAGAUGCAUGCAUAUUUUUUAUUUGGCAGUCUUUCAGAAAGUUCUAAAUUGACGGCUAGAUGUGGCUACCUUUAUAUGACGGCUAGCUUUAAACGGUUUAUGUUUAUCAUACACCAUUUGAUAUGUAGAGUACCAUUUAAAGGAUGCAGCUAUUCCUGGAUUCCUGAAUUUCCUAAAGGUACAAGUGAGCAGUUGUGGCCCACAGCUAGUAUUAUGGACAGGGGAAUAGAGGGGAACACCUGGAUGAAUCUGGUCCGUGCUUCAUUGAUGAUAAUCAACAUUGUCUCUAGACCGUUUCCUGUAACAUCUUGUAAAUACUGUAAAUAUUGUAUGUAUGUAUAUGAGAACAUAUUUAUGAGCAUCGUGAAAGUUUAAUUUUCUUUAUUUUAGUAACUUAUUCUCGUAGGUAGCAUUGUCAUUACUGAGUUUCAUUGCACUUUUUCAGUUUUGUUUGAAGAUGACAUGUAACAAGUUGAUUGUAACAAAAUUGUCUGUAUUUUAUGAAAUACCGGUUACGUCGCUGAUUACAUCCAAAAAUUGUUUUCAGUUCUGGUGGUUCAAAUGGGAAACAUUUUCUAGCAGUUGUCUACAGUGAAUUACAUAUCAAAACAUGUUUCUUUGAGGUCAAGUCAAAAGAAGGGACAUUUGAAAUCACAAGGUUAUCACAGUUUCAGUGUUAGUUUCAUCUUUGUGACUCAAGCUCAUCACUGAAAUUUAUUUGAAGUUAUUGAACCAUUGUAAAUUGUUCAUCAUAUAAUUUAAGCGUAUUAGACUAGAUUAUUUAUUGAUUUACAACACUGGGCAAACAGUACUUACAUUUUUGUUUUCCUUGUGCAGUUUUGAACCGAUCACAUGCAGUGGUUGACUUAGUGAUCCAGAUGCUCAUUGUUUUAGACAUUUAUUUUGAAUGAUGCUAAGGAGACGUGUCCAAGAAAGGAUAUGUAAUCCUUGCUCUCUUGAUAAUAAGAGUAUGUUUAGAACUUCAGUUGAAUUGAUAGAGAAGAAAAUCAGUGAUGUUUCGUCAAGAUGCUGCUGGUAGCAGAGCAGGUUGUAGAUUUAUCAUAGUUUUGUUUUUAUACAAGAUUGGGGUUUUACCCCCGCAGCAGUGCUGUAGCCUCUUUCAUUUUGAUGUCUGUUCUUCUUUCCUGUGUCUCUCGAACUUGAAAGGACUCUAUAUGCUUAGAUUCUGUAGGCAACGCCUAAGUGUUGUGGGGAAAUAAAGAGGGGGGUAAUCAGUUGUGUGAUCAUUGAAUUGCUUACCCACCUUUCGUCCAUAGUAUAUGUUUCGAAUAAACACCACUUGCAGUUU